CAGGCGAGCGACGGGCGACGAGCCCACGAAGUGCGCAUGAGUGAAGACGGCCACCGCUGGAGAGGGAGAGGGAGAGGGAGGCAGCAUCGAGCGAACCCGAGAGUCGAGUCAAGCAGCAGCAGCAGCGGGAGGGGGUGGGUUAAGCUUUCCGGGCAGGCCAGGCCAAUCACGGAGACAGCGGUCGGCCAGAGAGCAGACGGGGCGGGGAGGGGAGGGGAGGGGAGGGAAAGGGGAGAGCGUGAGAGAGGGAGGGAGGGAGAGAGAGAGAGAGGGAGCGAGAGCGCAGAGCUCGUCUCGUGGUGGUGGGCGAGAGUCGAGUUGACCGGUCGGGCCAUCGUCUUCCAUUCGGGCGCUGCAGUUUGCACUCGUUCUUCCCUUCGGCUAUGAGGGAGGAGCAGAUCGAGCCGAGACCAAGCUCCAAAUCAGGGCCGCCGAGGAGACGGGAGCGCUUGCAGAGUUCGUGAUCUGCGGCAGAUCCGGGUAUAGAGAGCGCAUUUCUGUUUCUGGACUCGAUGUGAUGCGCAUUUAGAGGCUGUUUAUUUGAAGAGUGGGCACCAGUAGGGCUGAGUAAUUGCGUCUGCUCUUUGCCAAGGGCGGACGAGCUGUCGGGGUGCGGAUCAUGGUGUUCUGGGAGAUCGGGAUUCCUUCGGUACUUUUUGUGUGAGCGGUUCAGCUAAUCUGAGUUCGUGAAGUGGGCGAGUUGGAUUGGGAAUUCGUGAUCAUCCUACUGGUCGAGUUUUGCCUUCGUCUUCGCUGUUUCUCAGCCGUUCCCUUUCACAAUGCCGCUCCGACUUGAAAUCAAGCGGAAGCUCGCCCAAAGGUCAGACCGAGUAAAGUGCGUAGACCUACAUCCAACAGAGCCAUGGAUCCUAUCGACCCUUUACACCGGCAGUGUCUACAUCUGGAACCACCAGACCCAGACUCUGGUCAAAUCGUUUGAAGUCACCGAGCUUCCUGUCAGAUCGGCAAAAUUUAUCGCACGGAAGCAGUGGAUUGUGGCUGGUGCUGAUGACAUGUGUAUUCGAGUUUACAAUUACAAUACCAUGGACAAAGUCAAGUCUUUUGAGGCGCACACGGAUUACAUCAGAUGUGUUGCGGUUCACCCGACUCUUCCAUAUGUGUUGUCUUCUUCGGAUGAUAUGCUCAUCAAACUGUGGGACUGGGACAAGGGUUGGACUUGCACUCAGAUCUUCGAGGGCCAUUCUCAUUACGUUAUGCAAGUUGUAUUCAACCCAAAGGAUACCAACACAUUUGCGAGUGCCUCCUUGGACCGUACCAUCAAGAUAUGGAAUCUGGGAUCACCGGAACCCAACUUCACUCUUGAAGCUCAUCUCAAAGGUGUGAACUGUGUGGACUACUUCACCGGAGGGGACAGACCGUACUUGAUUACGGGGUCCGAUGACCAAACUGCAAAGGUUUGGGAUUACCAAACGAAGAGCUGUGUUCAAACACUGGAAGGGCACACACAUAAUGUGUCCGCAGUUUGUUUCCACCCAGAGCUUCCUAUCAUCAUUACUGGUUCAGAAGAUGGUACUGUGCGCAUAUGGCAUGCGACUACUUACAGGUUAGAGAACACCCUCAACUACGGGUUGGAGCGUGUGUGGACGAUAGGGUAUCUGAAAAGCUCUAACCGGGUAGCGAUCGGGUACGAUGAGGGAACAAUCAUGAUCAAGAUAGGUCGAGAGGAGCCUGUCGCAAGUAUGGAUAAUGGGGGCAAAAUCAUCUGGGCUAAACACAAUGAGAUACAAACAGUCAAUAUCAAGGCAGUCGGAGCUGACUUUGAGGUGACCGAUGGGGAGCGCCUGCCACUUGCAGUGAAAGAGCUCGGAAGUUGUGAUUUGUAUCCGCAGAGCUUGAAGCACAAUCCAAAUGGUAGAUUUGUCGUCGUAUGUGGUGAUGGAGAGUACAUCAUUUAUACCGCCCUUGCAUGGAGAAAUAGGUCCUUCGGUUCUGCAUUGGAGUUCGUUUGGUCAACGGAUGGCGAAUAUGCUGUUAGAGAAAGCACUUCCAAGAUUAAAAUCUUCAACAAAACGUUCCAGGAACGCAAAAGUAUUCGACCUACGUUUUCUGCAGAGGGAAUUUUCGGUGGAACUUUGCUCGCAGUACGAUCCAACGAUUUCGUUUGCUUCUAUGACUGGGCGGAGUGCCGUGUUGUUCGUCGCAUUGACGUCAAUGUGAAGAAUAUAUACUGGUCAGAUGGAGGUGAUUUGGUUGCAAUUGCCAGUGACAGCUCCUUUUACAUAUUAAAAUACAAUCGAGACAUUGUCACUUCCUACCUUGAAAGUGGCAAACCAGUUGAUGAGCAAGGAGUGGAGGAUGCUUUUGAGCUUCUUCAUGAAAUCUCAGAGCGUAUUCGAACUGGAGUUUGGGUAGGAGAUUGUUUCAUUUACAACAAUUCAACCUGGCGACUUAACUACUGCGUUGGUGGUGAGGUCACAACCAUGUAUCAUCUGGAUCGUCCCAUGUAUCUUUUGGGAUAUUUGGCAAGUCAAAGCCGGGUUUACCUUAUCGACAAGGAGUUCAAUGUCAUGAGUUACACGCUGCUUCUGAGCUUGAUCGAGUACAAAACUCUUAUUCUGCGGGGAGAUUUUCAAAGAGCAGAGGAAGUUUUGCCCACCAUACCGAAGGAGCACCUAAACAGUGUCGCUCGUUUCUUGGAGUCUAGAGGUAUGUUAGAGGAAGCUCUUGAAGUCGCAACAGACCCGGAUUACAGAUUUGACCUUGCUGUCCAGCUCGGUAGACUCGAAGUGGCGAAGUCGAUCGCUGAAGAAGCACAGAGUGAGUCCAAAUGGAAGCAGCUCGGAGAGCUUGCGAUGUCAGCUGGACAGCUUGAUGUUGCACAGGAGUGUCUUGGUCAUGCGUCGGAUCUCAGUGGGCUUCUACUCCUUUACUCGGCUCUAGGAGAUGCAGCAGGAUUAGAAAGGCUUGCUGCAUCUGCCAAGGAGCAAGGGAAGAACAAUGUAGCUUUCCUUUGCCUCUUUCUACUUCGGAAAUUGGAAGACUGUGUACAACUGUUGGUGGAGAGCAACCGUAUACCUGAGGCAGCGUUCUUUGCGAGAACUUAUCUCCCAAGCCAUGUUUCAGAAGUUGUUGGAUUAUGGCGUAACGACCUGAAGAAGAUAAAUCAGAAGGCCGCGGAAUCGUUAGCUGAUCCUCAAGAGUAUCCAAAUCUUUUCCCCGAUUGGCAGUUGGCACUGGAUGCUGAAGCGAGAGUGAAGGAAAACAGGGGCAGUUUUCCUCCCUCAAGAGAAUACUUGAGCUACCUUGGGAGCACAAAUGUUGACUUGAUCGAGGAGCUGAAAGCUCUUGAUUUGAAAGAGAACGGUGAUGCAAAUGGACAGGCUGAUCCUCAGGAAGGAGAAUACUACGAGGAGUACCAAGAGGAAGCAGGAGAUUUCGCUGCUGACGGCGAGCAAUACGUAGAAGCAGAGGGGGAAUUCGUUGAGACCAAUGGGAAUGGAGUAGAUACGAAUGAAGAAGAAUGGGGUGUAGAUGGAGAUGGUGAUGCCACGGAAAAGAGAGCUGAUUAGUGCUCCUCUCCCUGUAAGUGGGUGGAAGAGGGUCGCUGCCUUCUUCUUACUGUGACAUGCUCAAGUGCCGAAAUCUGUUACACUUAGCUGGUGAGGUCCGGACUUCUCGCCGCAUUUUUCUUUUGAAAGAGUUGAAACAGUUCGCGUGUCGUCUCCACCUUAAAGGCCAGCAGUCUUCAUCGAGCCCAUGUCCGUAGAAGACCAAAGCUUAUUUUUUGGGCGGUCUAGUUGGCCAUGUUGAGGAAAUUUUAGACACUGAGAUUGAUAGCAGGUGAAAAAAAUGAAAGGCAUAGCUUGAAUGCUAUUGCAUUCCACCCUAGAGUCUAUUGACCUAGGUGAGUGAUCCUACCUAGGCUUUCUCAGCAUGCCCUAUUCAAGAAGGGUUGGGUGAAUUGUAUACCUCUGUUGAAGUAGGCUCUUCAGCUUUGGAGGAGUUAGGUUGUAGAUUCUAUUCAUUCUUAGGGCAUCUCUAUAUAAAUUUAAAUUGCUCAAAUUUGUUCUCUACCUGCGGCGGUUGGAAGUCGGAUUCUGACCCCAUGCAUCCUUAUGUGUGGGUCCUUGAUGAUAGAACCUAGUUUUUUGAGACCAAAGAUUAGCGGUAAGCUCAUAGUGUCACGUUGCUCCUCUUUUGUUAUGUGUCCACCAUGAGGUCGUGGUCAGAGGUUUCUGGUGGCUCAUAUUAAUGCCCCCAAGGAUCAGUCGCUCACCUCCACUGUUGUGGAAACAUGAGCAAUCAAGAAACAUCCUUCUCUAUAGGCUGGUCUGUGGACAUGGGAUCGCGUUUGCACUUAAUCACGUUUAUGAAGCAAAUAUGCCUCCAUCAUUCUUAUUAAACAUGAUCUCAAAUGAGCUUUGUGAAGCUCUUCCGG
Molecule: messenger RNA, 4399 nt
Organism: Marchantia polymorpha subsp. ruderalis
Lineage: Eukaryota; Viridiplantae; Streptophyta; Marchantiopsida; Marchantiales; Marchantiaceae
Source: the annotation of a GenBank genome assembly